GGAUUUCUACGCGAUUACGCGAAAGAUCUUUGAGAAGAUGAAGUCGUUUGGGAACUUGACCUUUGGCCUACUCGUCAUCCUUAUGGCAUGCCUUACUGUUCGCUCGGAGGCUCGUCGCCUGGCUCUGCGUCCACUGACAGGAAGGGAACUGAGAAGGGCUCUUAGAGAAUCCGGAUUCGAUGUGGAUUCCGCAGCUGGAAGAUCAGUGGCAUCCGCUUUGACCGGACUCAGUGGAUUCGCCCUGGGCAUCACAAAGGGCAUAGGUGGCUCGAUUCUGUUCGAUGUGGUCACCUCGAACGUGACCAUUGAUUACAUCACCAGUCUGCUGAACUCCACUGCCUCUUCAUCGUCCUCAAGCAGCAGUGGAACCGCCCAGGAGAUCUGUUUCAACAGUCGCAGUGUCGACGGAGAGGUCAUUAACGGCAGGAGUAAUGGCUAUAAUGGCAUGGAUGAUGACGCAGAACCUAAUGGCGAGUGGAGGCAGACCGAUGGUACUGGUACUGGCACUGGUACUGGCACUGGUACUGGCACUGGUACUGGCACUGGUACUGGCACUGGUACUGGUCCUGGCCCUGGCAAUGGCCUCACAUGCAUUGUCCUGAGCAAGGAGGGUUCCCGUCGCCGGCGUCAGUUGCGGAUCCGUCCAGGAACCUUGAGAUCUGUGUAUCCGGAACGCCAUCGGCAGUCACUGAAAAAGUACAGCAGGCAACGGGUUUAG
This is a messenger RNA of Drosophila erecta, 718 nucleotides long. Its product is annotated as jacalin-related lectin 34. The record is from RefSeq and is a predicted model, not a curated record. Lineage: Eukaryota; Metazoa; Arthropoda; Insecta; Diptera; Drosophilidae. The transcript has 3 exons. Bases 38 to 718 code for a protein of 226 amino acids.